AUGGCCAAGUACUUGAAAACUGUGGUGGCUCCCCAGAUUCCCCAAGAGCUACGUGAUGCAUUUGUUUUUGCAAUUAACAAAGAAAACAUAAGAACGAUGCCUAAUAGAAGCAUGCCUGCUGCUCCUCAUCCCACUCCAGGUGCUCUUUUGUUAGGGGAUGCAUUUAACAUGAGACAUCCUUUAACAGGAGGAGGAAUGACUGUUGCCCUAUCUGAUAUAGUCGUAUUAAGGAAUCUUCUAAGGCCUUUGCAUGAUCUGAGCGAUGCAUUUUCCCUUUGCAAGUAUCUUGAAUCCUUCUACACACUACGCAAACCUGUGGCAUCUACUAUAAAUACUCUGGCUGGAGCCUUAUACAAAGUAUUCAGUGCAUCAACUGAUCCUGCAAGGAAUGAAAUGCGUCAAGCAUGUUUUGACUAUUUGAGCCUUGGAGGUGUAUUUUCAAAUGGACCUAUCGCUUUACUCUCUGGACUAAAUCCUCGUCCCUUGAAUUUGGUUCUCCAUUUUUUUGCUCUGGCUAUCUUUGGUGUUGGCUGCUUAAUAGUUCCAUUUCCAUCAAUUCCACGCUUUUUGAUUGGGGCUAGAAUGAUCUCGGUUGCAUCAAGAAUCAUUUUUCCCAUCAUAAAGGCAGAAGGAGUUCGACAAAUGUUCUUCCCUAUAACCCUAACACAUUGA
Molecule: messenger RNA, 672 nt
Organism: Hevea brasiliensis (rubber tree)
Lineage: Eukaryota; Viridiplantae; Streptophyta; Magnoliopsida; Malpighiales; Euphorbiaceae
Product: squalene monooxygenase SE1-like
Exons: 4
Coding region: 1-672 (223 amino acids)
Biological process (GO): sterol biosynthetic process
Cellular component (GO): endoplasmic reticulum; membrane
Molecular function (GO): squalene monooxygenase activity; flavin adenine dinucleotide binding
Source: RefSeq, a predicted model, not a curated record